AUUUUAGUGAGAGAAACUUAAGAAAAUAUGGAUGGAUAACAGAAGGACACUUAAAAAAAAAGAAUCUCGGUAGUUUUGUGCUUCUUGCUCUAUUUUUGAUCACCACAUAAUGACAGAGUUGCUGCAUAUGAAAGUCGCCUCCCUCUCCAAUGGCUUAUAUAAACCUCUUCCUUUCUCCACGGGACCUCCUCGCUGGAUUCCUGGGAAGAUUCUAUCCUACCUACCGAAGUAUAUCUACCGCCUACCUUCUCCGCCACCGAGCUCUGCAGAAACAUGGACAACUACUCCUACAACUUCCCCUCUGACUGCACACCUCUAACCAACUGCAAGUCUGCCCGGAAACCGGCCGGUUCCACCGUGGUCAACAUGGGCCACAUGGGCAAGACCGCUCCUCGGGACUACCUGUUCUGGUCCCUGUGCAACACCUUGUAUGUCAACUUCUGCUGCCUGGGAUUCAUGGCGCUCCUCUACUCCAUCAAGGCUCGGGACCAGAAGACUCAGGGCAACCUGCAGCUGGCCCAGGAGUGCUCGGACAAAGCCAAGUGGUACAACAUCCUGGCGGCUGGCUGGAACCUGAUGAUUCCUCUGCUGGCCGUGGUCCUGCUGGUGCUCCUGCUGGUCCACUUGGGUUCCUCGCAGGGCUCCUUCGACUUUCUGGGAGAAGACGGAUUCCAGAACUUCCUCAAACUAUUCAGUUGGUAGACGGUGCGCACGGAGAAAAAAAACCACCAAGGCAAUUUGAUUUCAUCCGACACAAAAAUUACACUUUCUUUUUAUUUAUUUUAUUUAUGCAACAAUCAUCGUCUCCCAGCUAAUUCUUAGACUUCUUCGUUGCAUUCUUUUGUUGAAACACAUUGUACUGGUGAUUGAUCGUAGCCUUGUUUCCUUCAUAUUUACUCAAGAACGAACAGUGAUCCGCUUAAACUUUGUCUGAGAGAGUUUUUUUUGUAAACGGUCCUCUAUUAUGCAAAAAAUAUGUUUUAAUGAAGUUCUAACCAUUCUAGUCAAAUCAUGUUUAAUGUUUGAUUGCAUAUCAAUUAACGUACAAUAAAUUGCAGUAAAUAUGCCAGAUUUA
Molecule: messenger RNA, 1075 nt
Organism: Nerophis ophidion (straightnose pipefish)
Lineage: Eukaryota; Metazoa; Chordata; Actinopteri; Syngnathiformes; Syngnathidae
Gene: ifitm5
Product: interferon induced transmembrane protein 5
Exons: 2
Coding region: 274-702 (142 amino acids)
Cellular component (GO): plasma membrane
Source: RefSeq, a predicted model, not a curated record